AUGUCCAAGGUUAUGCGAAGUGUCAAGAAUGUGACCAAGGGGUAUUCCAGUACCCAGGUCAAGGUCAGAGAAGCUACGAGCAACGAUCCAUGGGGUCCAACCGGUACUCAGAUGAGCGAAAUUGCUCAGCUGACGUUUAAUACGUCGACCGAGUUUUACGACAUCAUGGACAUGCUUGACAGGCGUCUGAACGACAGGGGCAAGAACUGGAGACACGUGCUUAAAGCACUCAAGGUUCUCGACUACUGUCUUCAUGAGGGCUCGGAGCUGGUUGUUACUUGGGCCCGCCAAAACGAUUAUCUUGUCAGGACCUUGAGAGAGUUUCAAUACAUUGAUGAAGAGGGUCGAGACGUCGGCCAGAAUGGUUCAACAGUACGAGUGGCCGCCAAGGACUUGUCCUCCCUACUUGCGGACGAUGCGCGACUGAGGGACGAGCGAAGCAAUAGAAGAAACUGGAAGUCUCGCGUAACGGGGGUGGAGGAGUAUGAACCGCAGCAUGCCGAGCCGUCAGCGUCCCGCCGACCUCGCGAUAGGCGAGUUUUGGCCAACGAUGAAAAUGACGCAGAAUACAGACUAGCAAUAGAGGCUAGCAAGGUUCAAGAAGAAGAAGACAGGAAAAAGCGCGAGAGUAAGAGGACUGAUGACGACGACAAUGAUCUGGCCAAAGCAAUCAAACUCAGCCAAGAGGAAGAAGAAAGAAGGCGCCGCGAACUCGAAGACAGCAACGCCAACUCUUUGUUCGAUGACUAUCCUCCUCAGCCAUCCACGUCAAAUCAACCCCAGUACACCGGGUUCAACCAGGGCUACCAGCAGGGCAACCAGGUAGACUUCUUUGCCAACCCUGUCGACCAAAACGCUGUAAUGAACCAACCCACCGGGUUCAUGAACAAUGCGUAUACUGGAUAUCAGCAAUCUCAACCAACCGGUUUCCAGCCAAACUACAACCAGGCCUUUGGUAUGCAACCCACUGGUAUGGGCUUGUAUCCCUAUGGUCAACAGCAGAACAACAUGACUGGCUUCCAGCCGCAGGCGACUGGUUUCAACCCAUAUGCCCAGCAAAUGCCUCAGCUUUCUCAACAGUCUUCGGAGUCUGCGCUGCAACCAGGCAGCAACAAUCCCUGGGCCACCAACAAAUCCCAACAACAGCCAUCCCUGAUGCCAACCCCCACAGGCUCAAACAACCCUUUCGCUCAGAACAACCGCCCGUUAACCUCGAACCCUAUUUCCACUCUGGGAGCUUUGCCAGAGCAAAAGACUUUGUCAACCUUCAACAACCAGCUGAUGAUGCAGCACCAGCAGCCCCAGCAACAACCGCAGCACACCCUCAACCCUCCCCCGCAGAAGGAAAUGAACGACUACCAAAGCAAGCUAAACAAUCUCUUGGCAACGGGCGACGGCAUGGAUACUUAUGGCAACACUGGAGAGCUUCGCAUUCCUGCUCAGCACACGGCCCCAGGCAUGUUUGCCAACAGUGCAGGUUCCGGGGUUCAGCGACUUGGUGCCAAUGCUACGGGCAAUCCAUAUAUGCGUCAACAGUUCACUGGUAUGCCAAGCGUCACAUACGGCAGCCAGCCUACCAACGGCCAGGGCAGCAACAACCCGUUUGGUGCUGGGCCGCAGCAGCAACAGGGUCAGGGCCACGACCUUAUUCAAUUCUAA
Molecule: messenger RNA, 1659 nt
Organism: Metarhizium brunneum ARSEF 3297
Lineage: Eukaryota; Fungi; Ascomycota; Sordariomycetes; Hypocreales; Clavicipitaceae
Source: RefSeq, a predicted model, not a curated record